GGGCGGGGCCGGGCGUGCCCGAGGGCUGUUCUCCGGCCGGCCGCGUAGCGGACAUGGCGGGCUCCCGGCUCCCGCGACAGCUCUUCCUUCAGGGCGUGGCCGCCGUCUUCAUGUUCGCGUUCGCGUCCCUCUACACGCAGAUCCCGGGCCUGUAUGGUGCCGAGGGCAUCCUACCUGCGCGGAAGACGCUGAGGCCACAGGGCAAGGGGCGCUGGCAGCAGCUGUGGGAGACCCCGACCCUGCUGUGGGAGGCUCCGCAGCUCGGGCUAGACACCACGCAGGGCCUGGAGCUGCUGAGCCUGCUGGGCACCCUGCUGGCCCUGGGUGCGCUGCUGCUGCGCCAGCUGCGCACCCUCCUCGUCUACCUUCUGCUCUGGGCUGCCUACCUGUCGGCCUACCAGGUGGGCCAGGUGUUUCUUUAUUUCCAGUGGGAUUCCCUGCUGCUGGAGACUGGCUUCCUGGCCGUGCUGGUGGCCCCCCUGAGACCGCGCCACCGCCAUAAGCAGGCCCCCCAGGGCGGGCUGGCAGGGGCCUUGCCCCACGAAGACCUCCCCUUCUGGCUGGUCCGCUGGCUGCUGUUUCGCCUCAUGUUUGCCUCGGGUGUGGUCAAGCUCACCAGCCGUUGCCCCGCUUGGUGGGGGCUUACUGCACUCACCUACCACUACGAGACACAGUGCCUGCCCACACCUGCUUCCUGGUUCACCCACCACCUGCCCGUCUGGCUGCACAAACUAUGUGUGGUGGCCACCUUCCUCAUUGAGAUCGCAGUGCCCCCCCUGUUCUUCGCCCCUGUUCGCCGCCUGCGUUUGGCAGCUUUCUACUCUCAGACCCUCCCCCAGGUUUUGCUGCAAGUCCUCAUUAUCAUCACUGGCAACUAUAACUUCUUCAACCUGCUCACGCUGGUGCUCACCACCGCUCUUCUGGAUGAUGGGCACCUGACUGCUACACCUGGCAACAGCCACUGCAAAAAGACAGCCAGUUCCUGGCCCAGGACGCUGCUGGCUGUGCUGUCUCUGCUCUUGGAAUUCACCAUCUACGGGCUGCUAGCCUAUGGUACCGUGCACUACUUCGGCCUGGAAGUCGACUGGGAGCAGCAUGCUGUCCACUCCAGAACCACUUUUACCUUCCACCAGUUUUCCCAGUGGCUGAAAACGGUGACCCUGCCCACCAUGUGGCUGGGGGUGGCCUCCCUCACCUGGGAACUGCUGACUGCCCUCUGGAGGUGGACCCAGGUGCGAGGGUGGCCGAGGAGGCUCUGCACUGCAGUCCAGCUGCUCAUCUUCGGCACUGCCACGGUGGCCUUGUUUGUGAUCAGCCUGGUGCCAUACUCCUACAUGGAACCCUCAACCCACGGGCGACUCUGGACUGGGGCCCACCGCCUGUUCGGCACCGUAGAGCACCUACAGCUGGCUAACUCCUACGGCCUCUUCCGCCGGAUGACCGGUCUGGGUGGGCGGCCCGAAGUGGUGCUGGAGGGCAGCUAUGACGGGCACCGCUGGGUGGAGAUCGAGUUCAUGUACAAGCCCGGGAACGUGAGCCGGCCACCCCCCAUCGUGGCGCCCCACCAGCCCCGCCUCGACUGGCAGAUGUGGUUCGCAGCCUUGGGCCCACACUCUCACAGCCCCUGGUUCACGGGCCUGGUCCUGCGCCUGCUGCAGGGCAAGGAGCCUGUGAUCCGCCUCGUCCAGAACGACGUGACUAAGUACCCCUUCCACAAGCAGCCACCCACCUACUUGCGGGCCCAGCGCUACAAGUACUGGUUCUCACAUCCUGGGGAGCAGAGCCAGUGGUGGCGACGCCAGUGGGUAGAGGAAUUCUUCCCGCCAGUGUCCUUGGGGGACCCAACGCUGGACAUGCUGCUCAGACAGUUUGGCCUUCAGGACAAGAGCCCACCCCGAGCCCGCAGCUCCAGCAACACCCUGGCCCGGGCCCUCCACUGGGUCCGGAGACAGCUGUCUCCCCUGGAGCCUUCCACCCUGCUCUGGGGGCUCCUCGCCGCAGUGGGGGCCAUCAGGGUCGUGCAGGCCCUGCACUCAAGGCCUCCUUCCCCCCGGUCUUCCCCUCCGGGGAAGGAGGAGAAGCACAGGCCAGCCCCGAAGAAGGACUCUGGAGCUGCCACCAAACGAGCUGCCCCAGCCCCUGACAACUGUACGGGCAGUUCCCAGUCUCCAGGGAGGAAAAAAUAGCUGCAUCUGUCAGCCACACGUCCGGAGAGGGUCAGGGUCCCCAGCACGUCUCUGGCCUUGUGCCGCAGGACGUGAUCCAGCCAGCGUGCCUUAGCCAACUGCCGUGACAGAUGCAGGAUGGGGUGCCAUCCUCCGGGGGGGGGGGGGGGGGGGGGCUCUGGCUUCCCUGCUGCGUGGAGGGCCCACUCCCCAGACACACACCAACCGUGCCCUCCCCACGCCAUCUCCUGGCCUUGACCCACGAGGCAGGCAUGUGACCCAGCUCAAGGUCUUUGCCGGAACAUUGUACCAGGGCUGGGGAAGCCCUUUCCCUCUGUAGGGAUCCAAGCCUGAUGCCCCAGCCACAGCUCCUGCACCAGAGGGUCUGAGGCUGACUUGCUGGGGCACCGAGGGAGAGGGAAGACAGUCCUGAGACUCCUGCCAUUUGGGUCCAGGAACCAAUAAAGGUGUCUCUGUGCUUGA
This is a messenger RNA of Prionailurus viverrinus (fishing cat), 2648 nucleotides long. RefSeq names its product lipase maturation factor 2 (gene LMF2). Gene Ontology annotation, biological process: protein maturation. The transcript is spliced from 14 exons. Gene Ontology annotation, cellular component: endoplasmic reticulum membrane. Bases 54 to 2186 code for a protein of 710 amino acids. Lineage: Eukaryota; Metazoa; Chordata; Mammalia; Carnivora; Felidae. The record is from RefSeq and is a predicted model, not a curated record.